AUGGUCAACAGACUGGAUCAGCCGGCUUUGGAUCAAGUGUCUGGUGCAAGCGGUCAACUGUCUGGAUCAGCUGGCUUUGGUCAAUCAGGAUCUGGUAGCCAGCGUCAAACUGGAUCAGCUGGCUUUAGUCAGCUGAGCUUCAAUGGCCAGAGGGUGACUGGGUCAACUGGUCUUAACCAGGCUUCAAACGGCCUUAGUCAGUCUGGAUCUCAAGGCAUCAUUGCUGGAUCAAAUGGAUUUAGUCAGGGUGUGACUGGAUUAAGUGGCCAAAGUGUGACUGGGUCAGCUGGCUUUAGUCAGAAUAGUUCAGCUAAUCAAGCCUCCUUGGGAUCUACUGCCUUUAGCCAGACGGGAUCAGGUAGCCAGCGUUUAUCCGGAGCAAAUAGCUUUAGUCAGACAAAGUCAAGUGGAUCUAGCUUCAGCAGUUCCUCAAGUUCACAGGGAAGUUUCAGUUCAUCCCAAAACAAUGCUGGGCUCAAGAGCGUUGCUGUAGUACUGGCAGGAUCACCUGAAGCUUCAAAAUUGUUGAACUAA
Messenger RNA from Penaeus monodon (black tiger shrimp), 534 nucleotides. Its product is annotated as filaggrin-2-like. NCBI's taxonomy places the organism in Eukaryota, Metazoa, Arthropoda, Malacostraca, Decapoda, Penaeidae. The transcript has 2 exons. The record is from RefSeq and is a predicted model, not a curated record. Bases 1 to 534 code for a protein of 177 amino acids.